Messenger RNA from Linum trigynum, 1475 nucleotides. The record is from the annotation of a GenBank genome assembly. NCBI's taxonomy places the organism in Eukaryota, Viridiplantae, Streptophyta, Magnoliopsida, Malpighiales, Linaceae.
GUCACCUUACUCGUGAUUUCAAAUCUCAUUGUUAUCUUGCAGCUGCAAUUCAAGAGCAAAGAGCUGCAUCAGCAACGGGAAUGGGCUCAACGGUGGGAGACUCGUCUCCUCCGGUCGAAUCACUGGGCCUCCAAAUCCAUCAUCACAUUCCUCUCGAAGUCGAUUGCAACAGCCACCCUCCGCCGGAGGCCCAACCCACAUCGCUAAUUACCGAAACAGAGUUCCGCCUCGAGCAGGACGAGGAAGCUGUCAAAGGAGGAGCUCCUCCGCCCAAUGUGGAGCAUCAGUUCAUCCCGAGCUUUCCUGGUGAGUCCGCAUUGCAUAAGGAGAACCAAACGGGUGAAGAUCGCAAGCCGACGGAGAAUCUGGCUUCGUUGUGGAAUGACGGUGAGGGAUCAGGCGGAGGAGGAGGAGGAGGAGGAGAAGAGAUCACUGUUUCUUUGGGGUUGUUGGGUGACAGUAAUGAAGGCAAUAAAAGGAAACGUUGUGAUGAUGUUGAGGUUGGAAAUGGGGAUCAAGAACUCGUCUGAAAUUAAGGAUGAGAGGAGGGGAGGGUUUUCGUUUGUGGGUUGCUGCUGAAUCCGUUUUCGAUAUGGAUUGUGUUUGUAAAGAGAAUAGGGGUGGAUCUAGCUCAAUUUUCAUGGUUUUCGUUAAUCACUACUGUGAGUUCAAAAUAUUUUUAUUUGAGUGAUGUUUGGUUUUAAUUUUUAAGGUGGAAUCCAAGAUAGAUUUGGAAGGGUAUUUUAUAUGAGGUAUGAUAUGAGUACUCAACGGUAGGAGAAAUAAUUUUUUUAAAAGCAUAUAUGUAUCUAUUUUUAUUUUUUAAUACACAUACAAUAUUUUUUUUAAAGCAGAAGGACAAAAAUGCCAAACCAAUAUAGGAGAAAUAAUUUUCCCAACCUCGAUGAACGAAGUUGUGUGGCCACGAGGAUCAAAAGAGGGGCAAAGAGAUGAACAUCUUGUACAACCGCCAGCUUCUUAGUCUUUGCAUUCGUUUCGAUCUAAUGGAAAAUCUAUGCUUUAUAUGUAUUCACCAUGUUUCAUAACGUUUUCCAAACUCUUACGAUAAAACUUUUUUUAUGGUCAAUUAAUUAAUAUUAGUCAUAUUAGGUUAUUCAUAAUUUUAAUACUAAAUCUUGUUAUUAUCAUUGUUUAUAACUGAUUUGUUAUUGUGAGAGACGAUUAUUAUUUGUUUCUUUUUGUGACCGGUCAAUUGAGAGGUUAUUGUCUAACUAUUACAAUAAAUAUGGAGGAGUAUGCAUGGUAAGCAAGAUUCAAACGUUAUGCCCUUAUUUUUCCUUUAAAAAAGAACUGAUAGAUAUUUAAUUGGUUCUUUUUUAACAAUUAGAUUUGAUUUGAUUUGCUUGAUUAUCAGAAAAACCAAACCGGUUUACUACUCUUAAUUCCAACAACAUCACAUGCAAUAGGUGCAUACUGGACAACUCUAUUUAUGAAGAUAAAAGCCCAAUAAUAAU